This is a messenger RNA of Neoarthrinium moseri, 1824 nucleotides long. RefSeq lists its product as uncharacterized. Lineage: Eukaryota; Fungi; Ascomycota; Sordariomycetes; Amphisphaeriales; Apiosporaceae. The coding region runs from base 1 to 1824 and encodes 607 amino acids. Gene Ontology annotation, biological process: protein phosphorylation. The record is from RefSeq and is a predicted model, not a curated record. Gene Ontology annotation, molecular function: protein kinase activity; ATP binding. The transcript has a single exon.
AUGGUCAUGCUGGCCAAGAACAUCGACACCCACGAAAAGGUAGCUCUGAAGUGCGUGACAAAGAAGUCCGCGGCCAACGAGGCCGGGUACGACAUUGCCUUCGACGACAAGACCGAGGAGCUCUUCUGUCACCGCCGCCUCGGCGCGCACCCCAACGUCGUAGCUCUCAAGGACAACUUCGAGACCGAUGCCCACCACUACUUGGUCCUUGAAUUCUGCCAGCAGGGAGACCUCUACGAGGCCAUCCGUACUGGACAUGGACCCAUCUCCACAGAGCACGUCCGUGGCUUCAUGAUGGAACUUGUCGAUGCCGUUUCGUACAUGCACGGCAUGGGCAUCUACCACCGCGAUAUCAAGCCGGAGAACAUCUUCCUGACCGAGUCUGGCGCCAUGAAGCUCGGUGACUUCGGCCUGGCCACCACGGAGAAGUGGUCUUAUGAGACCGCUGUAGGCAGCGAUCGCUACAUGAGCCCGGAGCAGUACGAUAACGACGGAUCUGGAUAUUCGCCAGCUCAGGCGGACAUCUGGGCCAUCGGCAUCGUUCUCCUGAAUGUGCUGUUCUCGAGGAACCCCUUCUCUGCACCCUCCGAGUCGGAUCCCUGGUUCGCAGACUUCUCCCUUGACAAGCAGAGCUUGUUCGACGUCUUCCCCACGAUGUCGCAGGACACGUAUGAAGUCAUCUGCCAGUGCAUGAGCCUCGAUCCUCAGAAGCGCUCACUCGUCGGUGCCAAGCAGGCUCUUCGCCGAGUCGUCAGCUUCACCACGGAAGAGGAAGAGGAUGACGAGUACUGUUGCGCAGACCGUCAACCCAUGGCCACCGCCAACCGCGAACCCCUGCGGACUCCCUCGAUCCAGUCGCCCCAGAUGGAUCAGGGUGCCUUCCCGUGGGCCAAGGCCUUGCACGCAAGCCCCCCGCAGGCCAUCCGUCAGCUCAGCGCCAUUCCCGACGACGAGAGCUACACCGAAGAAUUGUUCCCCAAGUCCGAAGGCACCGUUGAUUGGAUGUCGUCUGCUCAGACCCCCUCCAUUGCCUCGGUCCUGACUUCCAACCUGGGGGCUUCGAUGAACUCCUUCAACCUGAGCCCCUUGAACAUCCCCUCUCGUACUGGUGCCAAGGUGUCGCCCAUGGCUGGUUCUCUGCCGAUCAACAUGAACAAGCCCAAGGUCAGCCUGAGUGCCAUGUCCAUGGUCUUUGGCAGCCAGAAGGAGCAGCAGAGCAAGAGCUGGAGCGAUCUCUGGGAGGAAGAUGAGGAGGAGGAUGAGUCUGAACAUGCCCGCCAGGUCCAAGCCUUGAAGGAGCUCAACAGCCGAACUUGGAGCCAAGACAGCAAGGAGAAUGCUACGCCUACUCCCCACGACCAAGCUUCGGACGACAAGCCCGUGCUCUCACCUGUUCAUGACACCUUCUCUGAUGACAUUGACGGAGACAUGGUUGCCGACGGGUUCUUCUUCCACGAGUCUGUCGUGGUCGAGCAACCUUCGCCAUCGCCUGAGCGUUACUCUCCUCCACCGAAGCGCAGCGACGUCGACCGAUGGGCUGCUCUUGGUGAGAAGCGUCGUGCUUAUACCAACACGUCUGAACAGAAGCGUCCUGAUCUGUUCUCCAAGUCGCGAGAGCCCUUCGGUUUGGGUUUCACCAACCAGCACACAUCACCAACUGGUCUGAAGGACUACAACAACUAUAAUCACCACAGCAACAAGUGGAACAAGGAGGGCAACACAACUCGUGGAUGCCCGUGGAACAAGGGUCGAGAUUGGAACUGGAACCGGCGUGAAAAGCGUCAGGAUAUUGGGUGGGUUGGCCAUUGGCAGGAUGCCCAUUGA